CUGAAGAAAAUUGUUUGCUGGUGUAGUUUCAGAAUGUCAAGUACGGUGUCCUGGGUCCUAAAAUCUGCUUGGAACAGCAUUGCCACAUUACAAGGGGGUAGGCGUUUAUACUCAAGAUUUGCCUCAAAUAGGAGUAAGUCAAAGUGGAGGCUCUUUCCCCGGAUGCCAGCCACCCUGAGCUCCCUUUGUGACAGCAUUGCUCUGCAGAAAGUGUACAGACACACGUCUACAGAAGAGGACGAUUUCCAUCUGCAGCUGAGCCCCGAGCAGGUGAAUGAGGUGCUGCGAGCUGGCGAGUCAGCUCACAAGAUUCUUGACAUAAACGGCAGAGUCUCAAAUUCAGUUUUGCGGUUUGAGAGUAACCAACUGGCCGCUAACUCCCCAGUAGAGGACCGUUGUGGUGUGGCCUCCUGCCUGCAGACCGGCGGGCUCAUGUUUGGAAUCUUUGAUGGGCAUGGUGGCCACGCGUGCGCACAAGCAGUGAGUGAGAGGCUCUUUUACUAUGUGGCAGUGUCACUGAUGUCCCGUCAGACCCUGGAGCAGAUAGAGGGGGCUUUGGAGAGCAUGAAGCCCCUGCUGCCCAUCCUUCAGUGGCACAAGCAGCCAGGGGACAGCAUCUACAAGGAUGUCACAUCAGUGCACCUAGACCACCUCCGUGUCUAUUGGCAGGAGCUGCUUGACGUGCACAUGGAGAUGGGGCUGAGCAUCAAGGAAGCACUAACAUACUCCUUCCAGAGACUGGACUCGGACAUCUCACUGGAAAUCCAGGCCCCCCUGAAAGACCAGGUGACCAGGAACCUCUCACUCCAGGUUGCUUUCUCUGGGGCAACGGCUUGCAUGGCCCAUGUCGAUGGAGUGCACUUGCACGUGGCAAACGCUGGGGACUGCCGGGCGGUCCUUGGUGUCCAGGAGGACAGUGGCGUGUGGUCUUGUCUGCCCCUCACCCGUGACCACAAUGCCUGGAACCAGGCAGAGCUGUCACGGCUAAAGAGGGAGCACCCCGAGUCAGAAGGCAGGACAGUCAUCAUGGAUGACAGGCUGCUGGGUGUCCUCAUGCCCUGCAGAGCCUUUGGGGAUGUCCAGCUCAAGUGGAGUAAAGAGCUCCAGCGCAGCAUCCUGGAGCAGGGCUUUGACACUGAGGCCCUCAACAUUUACCACUUCACCCCUCCACACUACUAUACUCCACCCUACCUGACUGCUGAGCCCGAGGUCACGUACCACAGGCUGAGGCCCCAGGAUAAGUUCCUCGUGCUGGCCACCGAUGGUCUGUGGGAUGUGCUGGACAAUGAAGCUGUAGUGAGGCUGGUGGUGGAACACCUGGCCAAGGCCGGGUGGCACAAGCCUGACCUGGCCCAGACAUCCACCAACAUGGGGCUCCACGCUGUCGACCACAAUGCAGCCACGCACCUGAUCAGACACGCCGUCGGGAGCAACGAGUAUGGGGAGAUGGAGCCAGAGCGGCUGACAGCCAUGCUGACGUUGCCCGAGGACGUGGCGCGGAUGUACCGGGACGACAUCACUGUCACUGUGGUCUAUUUUAACUCAGACUCAAUUGAUGCGCAUUACAAGGGGGAUUAG
This is a messenger RNA of Elephantulus edwardii (Cape elephant shrew), 1578 nucleotides long. It is a transcript of the gene PDP2, whose product is annotated as pyruvate dehyrogenase phosphatase catalytic subunit 2. Gene Ontology annotation, molecular function: cation binding; protein serine/threonine phosphatase activity. The record is from RefSeq and is a predicted model, not a curated record. Lineage: Eukaryota; Metazoa; Chordata; Mammalia; Macroscelidea; Macroscelididae. The transcript has a single exon. Gene Ontology annotation, biological process: protein dephosphorylation. The coding region runs from base 34 to 1578 and encodes 514 amino acids.